Messenger RNA from Lycium ferocissimum, 1913 nucleotides. Its product is annotated as short-chain dehydrogenase TIC 32 B, chloroplastic-like. The coding region runs from base 839 to 1645 and encodes 268 amino acids. The record is from RefSeq and is a predicted model, not a curated record. The transcript is spliced from 9 exons. NCBI's taxonomy places the organism in Eukaryota, Viridiplantae, Streptophyta, Magnoliopsida, Solanales, Solanaceae.
UAUCUUUAAUUUGGAUAAUUUAGUGUGAGAAAAAUGUUGAGGUUGAUAACAGGAAGACCAGGUCCAAGUGGAUUUGGAUCAGCUUCUACUGCUGAGCAGGUCACUCAUGGCAUUGAUGGCGCCAAUCUCACAGCCAUUGUUACAGCUCUGCCACUGGUUAUGAUAAGUGGCGAAGCUAGAAGGGGAUUCAAGAUAUAAAAAAGGUAAACACGUGAAUUGACAAGUCGCGAGGAUUCAACAUGCGUGUUAUUUUCCAACGAAAGGUGUUUUGAUGAACCUCGGCCUUGCGUCCCCCUAACUCCACCCUUGGUUAUGGUAAUUUAACUACUUGUACACACAGAUAGUGCAAAUAUUUUUUAUAUUAUUGUUUUGUUUAGUAUGCCGCUACUGACAUGAAAUGAGCUUAAAUGAAAGUAGAGAUUCAUAUAGCUAAAGCGUAGUUGUUGUUGUAGUGCAAUUUAACUUGUAUUAUGUUGUUUGUCAUAUUCGUCACAUAAUUAAUUCUACUUAUUAUGAGCAGUUAUUGUAAUUAUCUUUUAGUUGACUUUGCUGUAAUUUUUAACUUGUUCACUUUUUAGUUCAUAGUGAAUGAACCGUUGGUUGAAGGAAAAAUAUCCCCACCGAUCCCUAUUACGUACUAAAUCAUGGGCAGCCUCGAAGUUGUUUAUUGGACAAAUUGAGUUUAUCGUAACGAUACCUUUCACACUACUCGGCUAGCUAGCUUUGUUAUCCAAACACUCAUCCUGACCAAUCUAGCAUCUUUGACUCUUCUUAUUGAAGGGUCCUCAAUUUAGGAGGUGCAAGUGGAGUUGGUUUGGAAACUGCAAGAGUUUUAGCAAUGAGGAAUGUUCAUGUCAUUAUUGCAGCAAGAAAUAUGGAGGCUGCAAAUGAAGCAAAACAACUUAUUCUCAAGGACAAUAAAACUGCUCGUGUCGAUAUUGAGAAACUUGACCUGAGCUCAAUUAGAUCUGUCAAGGCAUUUGCUGAUAACUUCAAAUCACUUAACCUUCCUCUCAACAUCUUAAUAAAUAAUGCAGGUGUCAUGUUCUGUCCAUUUCAGCUUUCAGAGGAUGGUAUAGAGAUGCAAUUCGCGACAAAUCAUCUAGGUCACUUCUACUUGACUAAUCUACUGCUAGACAAAAUGAAGGAAACAGCAAAAACUACUGGUGUUCAGGGUAUGAUUGUGAACUUGUCAUCGCUAGCUCACCUUUUCACUUAUAAAGAAGGAAUACAAUUUGACAAAAUCAAUGACAAGAGCAGUUAUCACGACAAAAAAGCAUAUAGUCAAUCCAAGUUAGCCAACAUUUUACAUGCCAAUGAGCUUUCUCGCCGCUUACAGGAAGAGGGAGCAAAUAUAACUGUCAACUCAGUGCAUCCAGGUUUAAUAAUGACAAAUCUCAUGAGACAUUCUGCCCUUAUGAUGAAUAUCAUAAGGGCUUUCUCUAGUUUCCUAUGGAAGAGUGUCCCUCAGGGGGCAGCUACAACUUGCUAUGUUGCUCUGCAUCCAGGCCUGAAGGGGGUCACUGGAAAGUUCUUCAACGAUUGCAACGAGUACGAGCCAAGCAAGCUAGCACUAGACGAUGCUUUAACACGUAAGCUUUGGGAUUUCAGCAACAACUUGAUCAAUGCAGCUCUAAAGACUUGAGCAGCUCUAAAGACUUGAUUAGUUAAGUGCAGUUCCUCAUAAACUAAGCCUGGAAAGAAGAUGUUAUUUCAUUCAUAUUUAUUGAAACUGUUAUAGAAAUGUGUUUGAGUUGAGAUUUUCUUGUUCUGCUUCUAGUCUGUGGCCUUGUCUAUAUGUCUUUUAUUACAGGACACUUACCUAGCCAACAGUUAGAUCCGACUCUACCCAAACUUUUUUUGUUCUCCCCAACAUUCUCCACUUAUUCGACUAUUGUUGAGCAGUUUUUGGA